Molecule: messenger RNA, 4500 nt
Organism: Malurus melanocephalus (red-backed fairy wren)
Lineage: Eukaryota; Metazoa; Chordata; Aves; Passeriformes; Maluridae
Product: acid-sensing ion channel 2-like
Exons: 2
Coding region: 421-1209 (262 amino acids)
Biological process (GO): sodium ion transmembrane transport
Cellular component (GO): membrane
Molecular function (GO): ligand-gated sodium channel activity
Source: RefSeq, a predicted model, not a curated record
ACUAGUUAACAGCCUGCGAGCUGCCGCCACUUGUUUUAGGCUCGCUCGCUUAAUCUCAGCUCCCCUCGGCGCGUGUGCCUGUGUGUGUGUGCAGGGGGAGGACUUGAUUGCCAUUGGCUCGGCUUGCGCUGCCCACCCACAUCUCUUCCACAUCACCUUGGUGUCUCCCUAAAUAAAACCAGCCCUCCUUAUCGCGCCGAGGAAAUCAAGAGCGAGAGUUUGAAUGGAUUUUAUAUAAAUAUUUACCCGACGAAGCUGCUGCUGAGCUCGUGGGAUAAACUCGCAGCAGCUGGUCUCACUCUGCUUCCCUCGCCCACCCCUAAAAGGGUUUUAUUACUUUGCAGAGGAGAGGGGAGAGAUCCAGAUCMCAGUUCUGGCUCCAGACUGACCUGAAAAGCAGGACCAGGAUUUAACUGAACUAUGGAUCUGAAGGACAGCACCAGUGAGGGCAGCAUGGGCAGCCUGCAGCCUUCCAGCAUCCAGAUUUUUGCCAACACCACCACGCUGCAUGGGAUCCGCCACGUCUUCGUCUAUGGGCCGGUGACCAUCCGGCGCCUGCUCUGGACCUUGGCCUUUGUGGGCUCGCUGGGUCUGCUCCUGGUGGAGAGCUCGGACAGGGUGGCUUUUUACUUCUCCUACCAGCACGUGACCAAAGUGGACGAGGUGGUGGCAAACAGCCUGGUUUUCCCCGCCGUCACCAUCUGUAACCUCAAUGAGUUCCGCUUCUCCCGCCUCACCACCAAUGACCUGUACCACGCCGGCGAGCUUCUGGCGCUGCUGGACGUCAACCUGCAGAUCCCCAACCCCCACCUGGCUGACCCUGCYGUCUUGGCCACCCUCCAAGAAAAGGCCAACUUCAAGCAGUAUAAACCCAAAGUUUUCAGCAUGCAGGAGUUUUUGGCACGGGUCGGCCACGACCUGAAGGAUAUGAUGCUGUACUGCAAGUUCAGAGGCCAGGAGUGCAACCACAAGGACUUCAAAACUCUGCCACUGGAUGGGAGUAACGUGAAGCCCCAAACACCACAGGUGUGCGGUGUGGCCAUGCAGGGAGGAGGAGRAGCCCUGAACCCGACACUUGGCACCACCCCAAGCUUGGAUCAGCCAUCCCAGAGAGGGAUGUCACUGUGGCUGUCUCCAGCACAGGCAUUGCCCGGGAGGUGCCACCGGCUCAGGCACUGCUGUGAGAAGAGGACAGUAGUUCAGGAUUGAUUGCAGGAGGAGCAGAGCACCCACUGCAUGAAUUCCUCAGGCUCUUGUGAAGAAGCAGUUGGCAAGUCUGUGCUUUGAAGAGAGAACAUUAGACCCAAGUCUGGAUUUCAGACAGCCUUUGGAUGUCAUCUUUCCCUGUUCCCUGAAAGAGCUGUCAUCUCUGGGUUAAGAAAUGACUUAAAAAUGCAGUGUCAAGAGCAAGGCCUCCUCCAACAGCUUCCAGAAGAUCCAACUGCUGUGUGACAGACUCACAUCAUCACUUGAAAACUUUUUCCAAACACAGCUCCUCAGCACCAUUUCUUUCUGGCCCAGGUGGGCACCAAAGUGCAGACCCUGAAAUGCUCCUGAAUGCAUCCCUUGGUUCCUCAUUCCGGUGGUUGUGGCAGGAUCUGUUAUUGUAUCUCAGGUUGAUGUGCAGGUGUGGUGUGAGGUGCGCUCAGGGGCAGUGUGAGGAGGAGAAACUGCUCUCCCAGAAGACAUCUCCUCUGUGGCUCUAGGUGGGGAUGUCUGGCUGAUGGCUGCAAGGUUUGGGUGAUGGUUGCAGGUGGUUCUGGUUCAGGUUCUGCAGCUCUGGCUGCCCCUCACUCUGUAGCACCACAUUCCUGUCUGGGCUGAGCAGAAUUUGGGAUCUGACAGAACAGGUGAAGGUGGCUGAGCCUCCUCUGGAGAGGGGUCAGGGUGGCAUUUGCUCCCAGUCCUGCUCUGACAUGGGUGGAAUGUGCUGAAAGGGAGAUUUGGGCUCUCCCACUUUGGUACAGAAUGGGUUGGAGACACAGAAUAUUUCUCCCAGUGUUUCACAAAUGAUACUGGCAGUGAAUGAACACUGAUGACAACUACAAGGACUUCACUAAAAGCUCCCUUUCCUGGGAGCACGGUGCCUCUUUAGGACCAGGAGUCUGCCUGUCCUGUGUCUUUGGGAAUGUUCCUCCAACUGCCAGGUGCAGAAGCUAAGAGGACAAGCCCCAGAAUGGGGAGGGAAAUGAGAAUAUUUGUUAUUAUCAGCUAAUAUUUUAGAAAGCUGUGGAAAUCAGGAGUACAGUUCAGUUGCCCCAUGAUCAUAGAAUCGUGGAAUGGCCUGGGUGGGAAGGGACGUUAAAAACCAUCCAGUGCCAUCCCUGACAUGGGCAGGSACAUUUCCCACUGUCCCAGGSUGCUCCAAGCCCUGUCCAGCCUGGCCCUGGACACUCCCAGGGAUACAGGGGCAGCCACAGCUGCUCUGGGCACCCUGUGCCAGAGAAUCACCUCCCUCACAGGRCAGGAUUCCUUCCCAGUAUUUAAUAAUUCUGCUGCAGAGAACUGAUAUUUCCCAGCCUGUGUCAGUGCAGGAUUGGAGAAGUUGAUGCAGCUCCUGAAGCCCAUCACAACCACCCCGGAAGAUGCAGAUUUCAGGAGUCUGUUUUCCUUCUGGAGUUCCUUCUUAUGGAUCCAAGCAGCCAGGCCAACCUUCCCAUGGAUCCAGGCCAAGGACUACAUUUGCUAGAAGGUGCUGCAGAGAUUUCACAUUCUCAGAGAAAGGGAGGCGUCAUCCAAGUGUUCUGUGCCUKGGUUUAGAAGAGAAAGAUUGAAAUGAAUCUGCACAGAAAAUGCUUAACAUCCUGAUUAUUUUAGAACUACAUCAAGCUCAUGACAGAAAAGAUGUCCUGCCAUGGCUAAUCCUGUCUUUGGAUUGAUUAGCUGGACCAGAUCUGGGAAUUGAGCCAAAAAGCRCCAGAAACUCCUGCUACUGAAUGCUGGCUGCCAGUUUGGGAGCACCAGACACAGCUGUGUUUGGUGGGGCCCAGGACUGUCACUCAGCCUCUGCAAUGCACUACCCUGAUCCUGGCUCCUUGGCAGCCUUCCCAGGGAAGGAGCUCAGUGGGAUAACAGGGCCCAUUCAGUGGGUUUGGAGGCUGCCCUGCUAAACCACAUUUGGCUGAGGCUCGAGGCAGCAAAGCUCCCAGGAGGGAGCAAAUGGAGUGGGAACAUCCCACAACACCACCAAACCCUGCCCAUCUUCCCAUGCCAGGGACAGCACGGGACAGGCACAGCUCGAGAAUGAACAUUCCACAGGGAAAGCCAGCAGGCCUGGGCUGUGGAGCCUCUUCUGUGCCAGCAGAGAAAUCCAUGGCAGCUGUCUGGGCUCAGGGCUGCUAUCCUGCACAGCUUUCCUUGGCAAAGGCCCUCAAUUUGCUUUUGUCUGAUUUAUUGGGAUUUGGGACCUAACUGCACAGUCUUGUUACUUUAGAAAGGAGRUUUAGGAGGAAGAAUAUUCUGUUUGCCAUUGGUACAGCAAAACUUGAAUUGUUUUGGUUUACUCUGAUGUCAAAUAAGUGUUUUCAUUUUUUUUUAUAACCUCCUUUUUUAUUUUAUGCAAACCCCUAAUCAGAAUAAACCAUCUCAAACCAAAGUAUUCCGACUCAGAGAAUUCCCUCUCUCUCUCCACAUCCCCAUUUUUGUCUUCCUCCACCUCCCCAUUUUUUUUCUGUUUUAGUUUUAUUUUCAUUUCCGUUUGGUUUUACUUUGUUCUACAAAGAGCACAUGGCAAAAAGCUGGGGUUUUCAGAGAGGGUUGUAAGAUUUUUUUAAGCCCAUACCUGGCAGUUCUCUAUAGGCUCAGGGAACCAACCUCAGUUCACCUAUUGUGCCUUUCCCAAGGGCUGAAAUUCCCUUUCACCCCACACCUGCACUGAGCUAAGCAAAAAAGCAAUUGGAUGGUUGGCAUGUGACUCAAGGAAAUGAGAAAAAAACAUUAUCGUCAUACCAUUAAUUAAUUUAAAAAAUAAUUUUAAAACCCUUUAGAAAUGAACUGGAUAAAUCUAUUAUGAUUCUGGCAAUUUUUGAGCAAUUUUCAGCUAAUAAGUCCAAUUGAAGGAGGAUUUGAAAUGAAACAUCACUUCAAAUGAAAAAUAAUCAGAGCUUGUUUGUUCUCAAAGUGCCAGACUGACACAAACACUAAAAGCCCCUGAAAUGUUUAUGUUCUUAUUUUUUCCAAUUAACAGCUUGAAUUUACAGCAUGUAUUAUUAUCAAUCUAAGUUAGUUUUUUUACACUGGAAAAAUUGAUUCCAUCUCCCUCUCUCUAGACUGACAGAGUUUACCUYCUCCUUGUUACAGUCUUAUUCUGCUGCCGUAUUUCAAACAAAUCCCAGCCUUAGUGUUAAAAAGUAAUCAAAAGGAARCACCCAAUAAAGCUGUUUGCUCUGAUUAAGUAAGGCACUUGCUUUGCACAUGAAAGUCAGCAUUAUGAGUAAACUUGAAAACAGCCUUUUUUUCCUGAGUCUUGCCUCUAAAUCAACAUUUCAGGUGAGGAUGUAU